Carica papaya (papaya) is the source of this 1683-nucleotide messenger RNA. It is a transcript of the gene GA20OX2, whose product is annotated as gibberellin 20 oxidase 2. NCBI's taxonomy places the organism in Eukaryota, Viridiplantae, Streptophyta, Magnoliopsida, Brassicales, Caricaceae. The record is from RefSeq and is a predicted model, not a curated record.
UUCCUUCAAACUUAAUUUCUACUUCUCUCGUCUCUCUCUUUCGUUUCUCAUCAUAAUUAACUGCUCCCCAACAAGUAUACGAACAUCACUUGCAUACAUAUAUAUAUAUAGAUAUAUAUAUAUACCCACUUAGUCUCUUUCAUAUAUUAAAAGAAAAAAAGAAAAAGAAAAGAAGACCCUUUAUGCAAAAUGGCAGUUGACUGCAUCACAAAAAUACCAACUAUGUCUCUUGUUACCGGUAAAGAAGAUGAACAAAGAAACGGUCAGAGACUAGUGUUUGAUGCGUCGGUGCUGCGUUACCAAUCCCACAUACCAAAACAAUUCAUCUGGCCUGACCAUGAAAAGCCUUGUGUUAAUGCGCGGGAGCUCAAAGUCCCGCUUGUUGACUUAAGCGGCCUUCUGUCUUCUCACCAUCAUGAUGAUACCUCUGACGCUGUAAUGGAAGCCGCCAGCCUCGUCUCCCAGGCCUGCAAGAACCACGGCUUCUUUCUUGUCGUCAACCAUGGAGUCGACGCCACACUCAUUGCCGAUGCUCAUAUGUACAUGGACAGCUUCUUUGAACUCCCGCUCUGUGAGAAGCAAAAGUCGCAGAGGAAACUCGGCGACCACUGUGGCUAUGCCAGUAGCUUCACCGGUAGGUUCUCCUGUCAUCUUCCAUGGAAGGAAACACUUUCCUUCCGCUAUUCAGAAGAGAAAGGCUCGUCCCAGGUCGUUGAAGAAUAUUUGUGUAACACAAUGGGAGAGGGAUUCAAGCAAUUUGGGAAGGUAUACCAGGAGUACUGUAACGCCAUGAGCAGACUCUCGCUUAGAAUUAUGGAGCUGCUAGCGAUAAGUCUUGGAGUAGGGAGAAAUCAUUUUAGAGAAUUUUUUGAAGAGAAUGAUUCGAUAAUGAGGUUGAAUUAUUAUCCGCCAUGCCAAAAACCUGACCUUACACUCGGAACAGGGCCUCACUGUGAUCCAGCUUCUUUAACAAUCCUUCACCAAGACCAAGUGGGUGGUCUUCAAGUGUUUGUAGACAAUGAAUGGCGCGCAAUUAGCCCAAAUUUCAAUGCCUUUGUCGUUAACAUUGGCGACACCUUCAUGGCUCUUUCGAACGGCAAAUACAGAAGUUGCCUGCACCAAGCGGUGGUGAACAGCCGAACGCCGAGAAAAUCACUUGCGUUCUUUCUGUGUCCGAAGAGUGACCGAGUGGUGAAGCCACCGGGAGAAUUGGUUGACGCCUGCAACCCGAGAAGAUACCCAGAUUUUACAUGGCCUAUGCUGCUUGAAUUCACGCAAAAGUACUACAGAGCCGACAUGAACACACUUGAAGCAUUUACGAAAUGGGUUCAACAGAGAAACAGCUGAGUCCACAGAACUCGUCAAGGUGUUGGGUGUGUUAGUUAAGUGUCAUUGGCAAAGAAAAGCAGAUCCCUGGGACAUGAUUUGGUGUCUGUGCCGAAAGAAAAUGACAUGGGAAAAAAAUUGGGAGAGGAAGAAAGAAUUUAGGGUUGAAAAAAGGGAAGAUAAUUAGACAAAAUCCAAAGUUUCGAGGGUGGAAAAAAUGCCAUUUUCUUUUUUCAAUGUUCAUGGGGGUCUGGUAAUUAGCUCGCUUUCUAGUGAAGGGACAACGAGCAGGACAAGAGAGAUAUAAUGAACCAAUAAAGAGUUAGGACUCAGCUAAUUUUUUCUUCUUUUCUUUUU